Molecule: messenger RNA, 2994 nt
Organism: Naegleria gruberi
Lineage: Eukaryota; Heterolobosea; Eutetramitea; Acrasida; Naegleriidae
Exons: 1
Coding region: 1-2994 (997 amino acids)
Biological process (GO): SCF-dependent proteasomal ubiquitin-dependent protein catabolic process
Cellular component (GO): SCF ubiquitin ligase complex
Molecular function (GO): protein binding
Source: RefSeq, a predicted model, not a curated record
AUGAACAAUCAAUUCACCACAACAUCUACUCCUCAACAACAACAUUACUCAUCAACAAUAACUCCUUCCCAUCAAAUUGCUUCAAGUGUUAUUCUUGCUCCACCAUCUCAUCAAAAUAAUGGUUCAAAUUAUAACAAUAAUAACAUCACUAAUAUAAAUACAAUGUUUUCUUAUCCUCCUCACUAUCAACAACAACAACAAAAUAAUAGUACCAUGAAUAAUAAUAAUAAUCGAUUCUUUUCAUUCCCUUCUUUCCAAAUUCCAACUAGUACAAUUCUCUAUCCACCACAAUCCCAACCAACAAACUUUAACCAACCACCAUUUUCUCUCUUCUCCAAUACCGCCCAUAUGAUAACAACAAGUAACGAUGAAUCAUCAUCAGCAUUAAGAAAACGUUCAAACGAUGAAAUUAGCGCCACAGAAGAUAUUUUCAACACCUCCAAUAAUUUAUUAGAAGAUACACAACAAUGUAAGAAGGUUAAAAUAGAAUCUUCUACUUCGAUAGCCUCUUUAACAAGAACAACAAAAUGGAAGUUGGGAAUAAUUCCAGCACAAGUUUUAUAUCAAAUAAUGUCUUUUAUUAAUAGAAUUGAGUUGAUCAAGAGUGUUGGUAAAGUUUCAAAACAUUUCCAUCGUACAAGUAGAACAAAUUUGUUAUGGCGUAACGAAGAUAUUACCAAAUUGAUUCCAUCAUUGGUUUCUAUGAAUGCUUUAGUUUUAUUCCAUUAUCAAGUAUUUGGAAUGUAUAAUGUUGCUUCUCCUUUUGAACAAUUAAUUUUGUAUUCAAUUGAUCAAGCCUCACUUGCACAAUUCCUUUCUAUUUAUACUAAUUUAAAAAAGAUCAAGAUUGUUAAUAGAGCAACAUUAAUUAAUAAUCAAUUAACAUCUUGUCAACUCAAGUCAGAAGCCUUGUUACAAAUUUGUAAAACUUGUAAAGCUUUGAUUGAUAUUGAUGCUAGCACAUUAGAAAUUGAACAUAUUGAACCUAUUUUAACAAGUAUUGCUGAUAGAUUAGAACAUUUAAACUUGGAUCAUGUUAAGAGUGUUACUUUUGAUCAUGUUAACUUUUUAUUAAGAAAUUGUAAAAAUUUAAAAACACUCAAGUGCUUAAACACUCCAAAGUUCUCUAUUAAUAACGAACAAUUAUGUGAAAUUGCUACUAAUAGCAAGGCAGACAAGUUAUCAACACUUGUUGUUAGAUUUUUAGGUGUUGAUAAUUAUGAAAAUGUUAACUUGUUUGUUAAAAAGUUUAAAUAUUUAAAGAAUUUACACAUUUCAAAUUGGAAUGAUGUUAAUUCUUUAAUGCUAACUAAAGUAUUGAAUGGUUUGGAAUGCUUGGAACAAAUUAAACUUGAAUGUAAUGAAAAUACUAUCAUUUCACAACCUGUAUCUAUUAAUAAUUCAAAUAUUACAAGUAUUUCAAUUUCCAAGUUAAACAAGUUAUCUAAUUUAAUAUUUGGUUCUAAUAGUAAUAAGAAGAUUUCACUUUUAAAGUUUGAAUCCAUUUCACAACUUGAUUUGCCAAUUAUUGAAGAUUCUGAAUUAACUAUUGAAACAUUUAGUAUUAGAUCAAGUUCAUUGAACAUUUUCCAAAAUGAUAAAAUUGUAACAGCACUUGAUAGAUGUGAAAAGUUAGAUAUUUUGGAUUUACAAAGUGUUACUCAAUUUAAUUUGAGUUCAAAACUUUUAACAAGUGUUCAAUUGUUUAUGUGUGAUCAAUUAACAUUUAUCAAAUUUAAUAAUUGUUCAAAACUUGAAUCUGUUAGUAUUGAUGCUUGUAAUCAAUUAACAGAAUUAGAAUUAACACAAUUACCAAAAUUAACAGAAUUAGUUUUAUUUAAAUUACCAUCUGAAGGACAUCCAAUAUUACAUACACUUUCAAUUAAUUGUGGUAAUGAUUUUUCUAAUUUACAAAUUUCUAGAUGUGUAAAUAUUAGAAAUUUAAAUUUAAAUUGUCCAAAUUUAAAUUCAUUGAAUCUUACUGAUUGUAAAAUAUUAGAAAAUAUUAACCUUUUAGGUACAAGUAAUUUAUCAAAGGUUGCAAUUUCACUUUGUGUUUAUCCAAAUGAUAGAAUGAAUAACUUGUUUCAAUUUUUUAAAAAUGUUGAAUAUUUGAGUAUUUCUAAUGCUGCUCAUUUAACAGAUCAAGUAUUGAAUGAAUAUUUAAGUGAAGAAAAUGCAUCAAGAUUACAAGCAUUGGUUUUAUCAAAUUGUCAUGCACUUGUAUCACCACAUAUUCAUAAUAAUUCAAUUAAGGGUUUACAAUUAUUGAAUUUGAACAUGUUAGAAAAUUUAUAUAUUCAUUCCAAUUCACUUGCUAAAUUAUUUUUAAGAAAUAAUUCACAAUUGAAGAAUCAUAUUCAAUUAGAAACAUACAAAUUGAAAUUACUUCAAGUUCAAAAUUGUCCACAAUUACCAUCAGUAACAAUGUCAAGAUCAUCAUCCACUUGUAGUAGUAGCAGUAGUGGUAGUUGCACUAGUGGUAGCAGUGGUAGUAAUUAUGGAAAUACUUGUAUGAAUGAUAUUAUUCAUCAAGCACAUUUUGAUGGAUGUCCAAUGUUAAAUUAUGUAAUAUUUAAAUCAGAGUUAAAUGGUUCAUUGGAUUCUUACAAGAUGAUUAUUGAUGAUUAUUUAAUGAAAGAUUGUCCAAAUUUUAAUGGUGGUUUUUACAUGUCAACUAGUAAUGGUAAAAUGAUGAAAAUGUAUCACCACUAUCAAACAGCUCAAGUAUUACCAAUGAAUUCACAACAUGUUCCAAUAGUUUUACAAACAAAUCAACAAGCAAACUGUACUAACAUUCCUUCCAACCGUCCUCUCAAUCCUCACCAACAACAACAACAACAAUACUACCAACAACAACAAAUGAGAAUGCCACCACCACCAAAACAACCAAUUUUGCAACAACAACAAGUUCCAAAACAACAAUUAACUCUUGGUCUUGUUCCACCUCCAGAAAUUGUUUAUAAUCAACCAAUAUCAGAGUUUCAACAAUAA